AUUUGAGACAAGCAACAAAAUUCAUCCCCCCUUCCCAAAUCGGAAAACAAACCGCUUUAUCAUUGUCUUUUCUGCCUUUCUCUUCCUUCCUUCCUUCCUUCCGAGCUUUCUCUGCAAAUCCCGCUCCAAUACUUAUGGAAGUCUCAGCCAAGGAACGCCUCGAUUACGGGAAGAUGGAUUACGGAUGCAAGCAUUACAGAAGGAGAUGCAUGAUUCGAGCUCCCUGCUGCAACGAGAUUUACCAGUGCCGCCAUUGUCACAACGAGGCCACGAGCAUGUUGAGCAACCCCUUUGAUCGGCAUGAACUCGUUCGAUAUGAUGUUAAACAAGUUGUUUGUUCAGUUUGUGACACAGAGCAGCCGGUUGCUCAAGUUUGUACCAACUGUGGCGUCAAUAUGGGGGAAUAUUUCUGCGAAGUUUGCAAAUUCUAUGAUGACGAUACUGAGAAAGAACAGUUUCAUUGCGAUGAUUGUGGAAUCUGCAGGGUUGGUGGUUGUGAGAACUACUUCCAUUGCAAAAAGUGUGGGUCUUGCUAUUCGGUUAGCCUGUGUGAUAACCAUUUGUGUGUGGAAAACUCCAUGCGGCACCACUGUCCAAUAUGCUAUGAGUAUCUUUUUGAUUCACUUAAAGACACAACUGUAAUGAAAUGUGGGCACACAAUGCAUUGUGAAUGUUACAAAGAGAUGAUAAAGCACAACAAAUGCUGCUGUCCCAUAUGCUCAAAGUCAGUGAUAGACAUGUCUCGGACCUGGAAGAGAAUAGAUGAGGAGAUAGAAGCAACUGCCAUGCCAGAGGAUUACCAGUACCAAAAGGUCUGGAUACUGUGUAAUGACUGCAAUGAUACUACCGAAGCCAACUUCCACAUAAUUGGGCAGAAAUGCAGCCAUUGCAAAUCAUAUAAUACCCGGUCAAGCCCUCCAGUUCUUCCUCAAUGAAGGGAUUAUGGUUACAGGAAUACAUCCAGACAACCGAUUGGAAAAAUUGAAAGUGUUAAACAGAAGGGUAUCUUUGAUUGCUUGCUCAAUCAUAUUGAACUGCUACUCGUAUUUAUUUGAGUUUGUAUAACUACACAAUGAUUCAAA
This is a messenger RNA of Juglans microcarpa x Juglans regia, 1082 nucleotides long. RefSeq names its product E3 ubiquitin-protein ligase MIEL1-like. Gene Ontology annotation, molecular function: ubiquitin protein ligase activity; zinc ion binding. NCBI's taxonomy places the organism in Eukaryota, Viridiplantae, Streptophyta, Magnoliopsida, Fagales, Juglandaceae. The record is from RefSeq and is a predicted model, not a curated record. Gene Ontology annotation, biological process: ubiquitin-dependent protein catabolic process; protein ubiquitination. Gene Ontology annotation, cellular component: nucleus.